Capsella rubella is the source of this 967-nucleotide messenger RNA. RefSeq lists its product as uncharacterized. The transcript is spliced from 5 exons. Lineage: Eukaryota; Viridiplantae; Streptophyta; Magnoliopsida; Brassicales; Brassicaceae. The record is from RefSeq and is a predicted model, not a curated record. Bases 131 to 745 code for a protein of 204 amino acids.
CAUCUUCUUUCUUGUGAUAUUGAGUUGUGGCCAUCGACGAUCGUCGUCGUCUUCCUUCUCCUUCCUCUGUACUCUCAAUAUCCUUUGCUCACACCGUUUCCUCGUGGGUGUAUUUGUCUCUGUAGAACUGAUGGAGUCACCUGAAGAUGGGAAAUUUAAUUUCGCCAAAGAGCUUUAUGGUGAAAGUUUGAAUCUUUCGAAACAUGGUAAUAAUGAUCAUGAUCUUGAGGAUUCAGGGAAUCCAUUUUAUGGAAGUUCAGAUGAAGAAUAUGGUGAAGCUCAUGUUUUGGACAAUGAUAAUAAGCUGAGACGUGAGCAAUUCCACACGGCGGGAUACCGUGAAGGGAUUGCUGCUGGUAAAGAAGCUAUUGCGCAGGAAGGUUAUAACUUUGGCUAUAAGGAAUCGGUUAUUACUGGCUACAAGUUUGGUAUUGUCAGAGGUGUUUCCAGUGCACUGGCUUUCCUCCCGAAUGAGUUAAGAGAAAAGCUAAUCGAUGAACAAGAAACUAGAGAGAAGUUUCAGAAACUACACAGUUCUGUGCAUGCUCUCUCAACAGAAGUAGCAAUGAAGCGGUUCUACGAAACUUUGACUACAGAGCAAGGGGAAGAGAAAAGUGGAGCAGAAGGGUCUGACUCUGGUUCUGGUUCAGGUAUUAAUGCCACAUCUGACUUGGGAAGCUAUGUUACAGCGCUAAGCUCUCUUCUUGAAAAAUCUCCCAUGAUUGAAGUUGACUUGGAUACAUAAAAAGAGUCUUGUUCGUUAAUUAUUGUCAAGCAAAACCAAGAUGUCUUGUUUCCAACCCAAACUGUUUUGUAAGUUCGGUUCUGUUUGGUCCGUUGUUGUUCCGUUUGGUUUGGUCUAGUAAAGUAAUUGCUUGCCUUAAUAUGAAUUAUCUGUAAAUUUACUUUGGGGGACUAUUAUCGUGUUAUACCGUUUCUCACCAAUUCAUCAGAGGUUUUGCGCUUA